Molecule: messenger RNA, 1754 nt
Organism: Haplochromis burtoni (Burton's mouthbrooder)
Lineage: Eukaryota; Metazoa; Chordata; Actinopteri; Cichliformes; Cichlidae
Gene: snx8a
Product: sorting nexin 8a
Exons: 14
Coding region: 183-1733 (516 amino acids)
Biological process (GO): retrograde transport, endosome to Golgi
Molecular function (GO): phosphatidylinositol binding
Source: RefSeq, a predicted model, not a curated record
UUUUCCCCCAUUGCAAGUCUGAUAAACCUCGGUCUCACAGAGUUGGGAGCUUCAUAAAUCGCUUCUUCACACCCCAGAUCCGUUUCUUGGUUCGGAUUAAUGCAGUUUAAAGGCACAAUUGGUGAUUAACUGUGGCUGAAAUCACAUGGAGGUGCUCCCGUGCUCACAUGACAGGCUGAACCAUGGCAGGAGAGAUCAGUGAAGGCUCAGUUCCUGCCUAUUACAGGGAAGUGCAUGAGGCCAUCCGCUGUAGGACAGAUGAGAGAGUGCAGGUUGAGGUUUUUCAGCGGCUGCUCCAAAGGACCGAUCUCUCCAAGGUGGUCUUAAACCAGAUUGCUGAGCAUCUUGACUCCUCCGAUGGAUUCCUGAGCAAAUUAUCACUCUAUAAAGCACUCGCUUUGAUUGCUCUCGCUCAGCAGGGCAAGCAACCGAGUCCCAAACUCUUGGAGAACUGCAUACUAGAGUUACCGAAACCUCAGCUCGGGGAGCCGAGGGACCUGAGCACGCUGAGGAUGCAGCCGGCUCAGGACGACGUGCUGACAUUGUCGCAGACGCUGGACGGGCUUCUGGGGAAAGACACGGUCCAGGUGGAGCUCAUUCCUGAGAAGAAAGGCCUGUUCCUCAAACAUGUGGAGUACCAGGUCACCAGCCAGCGUUAUAAGAUAUCAGUUUACCGGCGUUAUAGCGACUUUGAUGUCUUCCACGAGGUUUUGCUUCAGAGAUUUGCCUACAGAGUCGUGCCAGCUUUGCCACCUAAAAGGAUGUUAAAAGGAGUCCUGACCUCGCUCUCCGAGCGGGAGUUCAUUGAGGGGAGGAGACGUGGUCUCGGCAGAUUUCUUAACUUGGUGGCUCGACAUCCCUUCUUCUCAGAGGAUGAGCUGGUCAAGACCUUCCUCACUUUCAGUGGCUCUGAUGUUCAGUCUAGGCUGCGUGACACUUGUAAGAAAACGGGUGACGAGUUCAUGAUUAACAGAAUCGCAACUCAGGCAAAGGAAUAUCUCCCAGCUGACAUUCAGGCUCAGUUUUCGACAAGCAGAGAGAUGAUUAGAAAUAUCCACAACAGCUUCCAGAGGCUGCGGGACAGAGCUGAGAAAAUGGUGGAGCGCUCUAAGGACAAUGCAUCUGAUCUCCUCAUGUUUGGCAAAGAGCUCAGUACACUGGGCUCAGAUGCCUCGCCUCUUCCCUCCUUGGCCUCUUCACAAAGCACCUGGGGGACCCUGCGCCAGUCGCUGAAGAGCCUUUCUGUGGAGUUUGCUGUGCUGUCUGACAAAGCUGCUCAGCAGGGCCGGCGAGAAGAAGAUGAUGUUGUGGAAAAAUUGAAUCUUUUCCUGGAUUUGCUGCAGUCGUACAGGGAUCUCUGUGAGCGGCAUGAGAAGGGCGUCCUCCACGAGCACCAGAAAGCAUUGCACAAGUACAGUGUGAUGAAGAGGCAGAUGAUGAGUGCCACUGUGCAGCACAAAGAGCAGGCAUCUGUGGAGCAGCUGGAAUCGCGAAUUGUUCAGCAAGAAAAUGCCAUCCAGACCAUGGAGCUGCGUAACUACUUCUCCCUAUUCUGCCUUCAUCAAGAAACACAGCUUAUCUUCACUUACCUUCCGAUUACCUCGCACAUUCUCGGAUCUUUUGUUAACUCCCAGGUCCAAGGACACCGAGAGAUGGGGGAGGUGUGGAGUGAAUUGCAGCCAAAGCUUGGGUGUCUCUUCAGCGGUAACAAUGGACUGAAACACUCCAUCUGAAACCUAAAUGUACAUGAGAUG